AUGGCGUCCACCGGUGAUAUGCCCGCCACUACGGCUGCAGGUAUCGAUGACCGCUCGCCCUCACCUGUCAUCUCUCAAACCCGCUGGACCAAGUUUGUCUCGCUCGUCUGGGAUUCUGACUACUAUAUCAAGUCGCCCGCCGAGCGUCGGCUGGUCUUCAAGCUCGACUGCAUGAUCUUGUCGGUUGUCUGUUUGGGUUGGUUCAUGAAGUACCUUGACCAAGCCAAUCUCGCCAACGCCUACGUAUCCGGCAUGAAGGAGGAUCUCAACAUCUUGGGCAACGAGUACACGUACAUGCAGACCGUCUAUAACAUCGCCUACGCCGUCCUCCAGGUCCCGUCCAACCUCAUCAUCCUCAAAGUCCGGCCCAGUUGGUGGCUCGGGAUGUGCGAGUUCGGUUGGAUGGCCUUCACAUUCGCGCAAGCUGGAGCUCGUAAUUCAAACGACAUGUACGCUUUCCGUGCCCUCGUCGGUCUGUUCGAGGCAGCGUUCCAGCCGGUCUCGCUCUUUCUGCUCGCAUCCUGGUACACUGGACCAGAGCUCGCCAAGCGCACCGCCUUCCGGAUGGUGUCCGGUAUCUUUGGUUCGGCCAUCUCAGGUUACCUCCAGGCGGCCAUCUACGUGACUCUCGAUGGUGUUGCCGGCUUCGCAGGUUGGCGAUGGCUCUACAUCAUCUGCGGCCUGAUGACCUUCCCCUCAGCCGUCCUCACCCUUUUCGUCCUUCCCGACUUCCCUCACAACUCCAAAUCUCGCUGGCUCACGGAAGAAGAGCGUCAACUCGCCAUCGACCGCUGCGCUCGUGCCGGUAUCGCUCAGAUAGGCGGCAAGCUUGAUGUGCGCCUCGUCAAGCGGAUCUUUGGCAGCUGGAGGAUCUACUUGAUCUCGAUCACUUAUCUCAUUUACGCUACCUCGGUCCAAGACGUCAAUUACAUGGCUAUCUGGCUGGGAGGCAACGGUGUCAGCGUCGUGCUCCGCAAUGUCUGGUUCGCCGGUACCAAGCUUAUCGCCAUACCCUGCUUCUUAUUCUAUGGCUGGCUCACUGAUCGGCUCGGCAACCGAUUCUACGUGUGCUUUACUGUCAUGGUCUGGGCCUUGGUGCCUUGCGGUAUCCUCGCCGUCCAUCCCAAGAACUUUAAUCUCAUGACAUUCGCUUGGUUUAUGACCGACACAUUCGUCAUCACCCCCAUCCUCUUCCCCUGGUUCAACGAGAUCUGUAAGGCCAACGCCGAGGAACGCGCCAUCGUUAUCUCCACCGCCAACCUCGUCUUUUACAUCUUCAACGCAUGGCUACCCGUCGUUGUCUUCCCCCAGGUCGAGGCUCCUCGUUUCAUGAAAGGGUUCUGGACGUCGUUUGGCAUGAUUGUUGGCACCCUCUUCCUCCUGGUCGCCCUCAACUUCAUGCACAGCCGGCAGAAGCGUCUGACUCAGCUGGCGCCGGAGGAAGAGGUCACGAUGGAAAGUGUCGACAAGGAGAAGGAAGGCUUUACCGAUGUCAACGUUGUGCCCAAGUAG
Dioszegia hungarica is the source of this 1512-nucleotide messenger RNA. Its product is annotated as MFS general substrate transporter. NCBI's taxonomy places the organism in Eukaryota, Fungi, Basidiomycota, Tremellomycetes, Tremellales, Bulleribasidiaceae. Bases 1 to 1512 code for a protein of 503 amino acids. Gene Ontology annotation, molecular function: transmembrane transporter activity. The transcript is spliced from 9 exons. The record is from RefSeq and is a predicted model, not a curated record. Gene Ontology annotation, biological process: transmembrane transport. Gene Ontology annotation, cellular component: membrane.